UGCGUAUGUCCAUAACAAGGCUGCAGCUGUCUGCGAGCGCAACAAUAACAAGCUCGACCCAGACGCUUCUGUGCGUAAAAACGGGCCUGACAGCGCACAGAACCGACAGAACCCGACAGAACCCGACAGAACCGACAGAACCCGACAGCACCGGGCCGUCCCACACCAUGCGGGCCCGGGACUGAGCCUCCUGCUCCGUGUCGCGGGUGAACACUCGGCCGCAGCGGAGGCGCUGCAUCUGGGUCAGUGCGUCGGGCCCGUGUCGUUUCCUCUGAGGCGGAGCGGAGCGUCCAGAGCCGCGGUGUCGUGAACAUGCAGACGAACGGAACCGGCCCGGAGCCGCAGACCGAACUGUCACGGCCCAACGGAGCCCAGAACGGAGACUCCACACCGGGAGAAGAGAACGGGCUCCCGCCUGUGUCCAACAGUGAUGUCGCCAACAGUAACUCACUGAGCAACAAUAACACCGGACUGAACACCGGACUGAACACCGGACUGAACACCGGACUGAACACUGGACCGAACCCCCCGGGGACAGAGGACAGGCCGCAUCAGGACGUCUCCUCCGCGGGGAAAAAGAAGAAGUGUCUGUCUCAGUGUGAGGAGGAUGUGAUCAGACUCAUAGGACAACACCUGCACGACCUGGGGCUCAAUCAGACCGUGGAUCUUCUGAUGCAGGAGUCGGGCUGUCGUCUGGAGCAUCCAUCAGCCACAAAGUUCAGGAACCACGUCAUGGAGGGAGAGUGGGACAAGGCUGAGAGUGACUUGAACGAGCUCAAGGCGCUGAUGCAUUCUCCCAGUGCGAUUGUGAGGAUGACGUUCCUGCUGCUGCAGCAGAAGUACCUGGAGUUCCUGGAGGAUGGCAAGGUCCUGGAGGCUCUGCAGGUUCUGAGGGCGGAGCUCACGCCUCUGAAGUACAACACAGAGCGGAUACACGUGCUCAGCGGGUACCUGAUGUGCAGUCACGCUGAAGACCUCCGAGCCAAAGCCGACUGGGAGGGAAAGGGCGCCGCGUCUCGGACCAAACUCCUGGACAAACUACAGACGUACCUGCCCCCGUCGGUGAUGCUCCCUCCUCGAAGGCUCCAGACUCUGCUCAAACAGGCUGUGGAGCUGCAGAGGGAACGCUGCCUGUACCACAACACUAAACUGGUCUCUGGACUGGACUCUGUGUCUCUGCUGCUGGACCACACCUGCAGCCGGAAGCAGUUCCCGUGCUACACUCAGCAGAUCCUCACUGAACACUGUAACGAGGUUUGGUUUUGUAAAUUCUCCAACGAUGGAACUAAACUGGCCACAGGCUCCAAAGACACGACCGUCAUCGUGUGGCAGGUUGACCUGGAGACUCACAGUCUGAAGAUGCUGAAGACUCUGGAGGGUCACGCGUACGGCGUGUCAUAUCUGUCCUGGAGCCCUGAUGACCUUUACCUCAUCGCCUGUGGCCCUGACGACUGCUCCGAGCUCUGGCUGUGGAACGUCCAGACGGGCGAGUUACGGACCAAAAUGUCUCAGUCUCACGAGGACAGUCUGACCAGCGUGUCCUGGAACCCAGACGGGAAGCGCUUCGUCACCGGUGGGCAGCGCGGGCAGUUCUACCAGUGUGACUUGGACGGGACGCUGCUGGACUCGUGGGAGGGCGUGCGUGUGCAGUGUCUGUGGUGUCUGAGUGACGGACGCACAGUUCUGGCGUCGGACACUCACCAGCGAAUCAGAGGCUACAACUUCGAGGACCUGACGGACAGAAACAUAGUGCAGGAGGACCAUCCCAUAAUGUCCUUCACAGUUUCUAAAAAUGGCCGCCUGGCUCUGCUGAACGUGGCGACUCAGGGCGUGCACCUUUGGGACCUGCAGGACCGGGUGCUGCUGAGGAGGUACCAGGGCGUCACCCAGGGCUUCUACACCAUCCACUCCUGCUUUGGGGGACACAACGAGGACUUCAUCGCCAGCGGCAGCGAAGAUCACAAAGUGUACGUGUGGCACCGUCGGAGCGAGCUGCCCAUCGCAGAGCUGACCGGCCACACUCGGACGGUCAACUGUGUGAGCUGGAACCCCGCGGUCCCCGGGCUCUUGGCCAGCGCCUCAGACGACGGGACGGUCCGGAUCUGGGGCCCGGCUCCGUUCAUGGACCUCCCAGAAGCAGAGGGCCUCAGCGAGUGCCGCAGCAUGGACAGCUGAUAAUCGCUCCUGCCACUUGGACUUUUCUCUCACCUGAUUGGACAAAGGGACGAAUUUUCUGAACAGCCAUUGGACAGCGGCUCGUAUGUGGGCGGGGCAUAAAAAGGGAGUCAAAACCAAAACGAUGAACCAAUGGAAACACUGAUGUCAGGCUCCCGUUUUCAAAGCCCCGCCUCCUCCCCUUUGGACCAUGAAACCCAAAUCUUACUAUUUAUUACCAAUAUUAUUAUUUAAUCUCCAGAGAAAAUGGAGGAGCUCUGAUGAGAAUCGACUCGCGGCGUGUUUGAAGGAUGUAUCGCCCACUUGAAGAAAUACUUGUUAAAUUGAAAUGCUUUUAAAUAUUUCGUUUUUGUCCCGGUUUACAUCGCUUUGACGUGCACAGACGGAGCAUGUUGCCUAGAAGAGAAGUCACUUUUGAAAAAGAGGUCACUACGUUUGGGUUCAGAUGGAGGGAGGAAGUCUUUUUUGAGCAUGAAGAGCGCCCCCUGCACUUAAAACAAAGCACUAUAUUAGUAAAAGUCAAAAGUCAAAAUCUGUAACCAGACAAAAAGUUGUAGGAGUGAAGACGUUGGACGAGCAGCCAAACGAGCCUCUUCUACAAGCCUCUUCUUCAGUUGGCUCGCUCUGUUGUUCUCUUUGUUUCCUUUGUUUGCUUUGGGACUGAGGAUGGAGUUAUAGAUGGGAGAAAGAUGAUGUCUAAGGCCCAGAUUAAGUAAGUACUUUAUGAAGAUGUGAGUCUGGUCGCCGGUGAAUCUUCUCGAGUUCAGAUCUGAAUAAUCUUGAAUAAUCAUGAAAUCGUCAUAACACUAAAAUCAUGACAUCGUUUCAGUUUUCAAAAUGGCGUCUGCUCUUCCUGCCUCCAUCUGAACUCUGCACUAAACUGGCUCCUGUUUGUCGUUCGCUGCCUGAUUUAAACCAAUCGCUUUUUCCUUUUGGCCUUUGACGUUCUUUUAUUUAUUCAUGUGCUGUUUUUCCUGUUACACCUUUGAGCUUUUAACUCCAGAUUUUGUUUAUUUUUCAGCGUCUCAUGUUGUCUGUUUUCUUGGAUUGCUGAAAUGUUUAUGAAAUGUAUUUAUUUGAAUUUUUAAGUUUGUUUAAAAUGAUUUUGUGGUGGAGCAGGUUUGGUACGGCACACUCACGGAAAAACGCCAACGUUUUAAAAAAAACGUUCCUCAUAUUCAAUGAUCAGACCAAAGCCAAAUCAGUGUGACUCAUUUUAAAGACCAUUUUGUGCCAUUUUAAACUAUAAAUAGUGACGACAAAUUCUGAUUAUGUAAUGUUGUUAAUGAAAUCGUUAAAAAGAGAAAAUACUUUUAAUAAUAUGUCACUAAAAUAUCUUAACCCUCCUUUAUCCUUAAUCAAUGCAAAGUUUUGAUCAUUUAAACAUAAAAGUUGCAGUAUGUAACUUUUCUGGUCAUGUGCCCAUCUCCAUGGAGAUGUAAUUGAUUGGCCUGGAAUGUUCCAGGGUAUGGCAUUAAACCUAUUUAACUAUAGUUGUUUUCAUUUCUCAUAAAUACCUUGAAAAACAUCAACAGUUCUUAUGAGCGGGCUUGCCUCUCCACAGAUCUGACCUGGAGCUCAGCCUGAUGGACUCACCUGCUUGUCUCCAUGGAGAUAGAUCAUUUAUAGAGCGUACUGUGGAACAUUCCAGACAAGCAAAGAUAAAUGUCACUAAGUGCCAUAACAUUACUAUGAAAUUAUUCAAAUAAUUAGAGUAAUAGACUCUGUGCACGACAGCGCCCCCUGUCUGUGAGCGUCACUACUGUCCAGGUUUAUCUCUGAGGUUUUUGUCCAGACACUAAAAUGAAUAAAGAUUUAAAGAUCAGACAGUGGACAGGGAGCUGCAGGUGGGUCAGAGGUCAGGGGGUCAGACAGUGGACAGGGAGCUGCAGGUGGGUCAGAGGUCAGAGGUCAGGGGAUCAGACAGUGGACAGGGAGCUGCAGGUGGACGUCACUGUCACAUGUUAAACACAAAUAAAAUGAAAACUUCACCAGACACGUCUUUGUUUAGAGACGUUGGCUCAGUGCUAAUGCUAAUGCUAAUUUUGAGGCAUAAUACACAUUAAACCACCACAAACUACAGUUAUUUUUAUAAGCAGAAUACUUCAGUCUUUAUUUUAAUACAUUUUAAUUUUAAUAGUAGUUCAUUUUAAUAAUUUUCUGAUUUUAAUAAAAGUGUUUGUUAGCUCUGAGACAGUGAGCUAGCUAGCAUGUGCACAGAGCCAGUAAAAUGUGAUGUAACAAAAUAAUAAUAAUGUCUUACACUUGUAAUGUGCUUUUUCAAAGCCUCUACACUAGACUCAUGAUUCAUUCAUUUUCACACUUGGUGAUGGUCAGAUACAGCCACAGCUGCCCUGGGGCAGACUGACAGAAGUGAAGCUGACAAUCUGCGCCAUCGGCCCCUCCGACCACCACCAUCAUUCACACA
Molecule: messenger RNA, 4603 nt
Organism: Periophthalmus magnuspinnatus
Lineage: Eukaryota; Metazoa; Chordata; Actinopteri; Gobiiformes; Gobiidae
Product: WD repeat-containing protein 26-like
Exons: 14
Coding region: 313-2175 (620 amino acids)
Biological process (GO): proteasome-mediated ubiquitin-dependent protein catabolic process
Cellular component (GO): GID complex
Molecular function (GO): protein binding
Source: RefSeq, a predicted model, not a curated record